Molecule: messenger RNA, 3174 nt
Organism: Hyalella azteca
Lineage: Eukaryota; Metazoa; Arthropoda; Malacostraca; Amphipoda; Hyalellidae
Exons: 13
Coding region: 315-2366 (683 amino acids)
Source: RefSeq, a predicted model, not a curated record
GAUAUGCAGUUAAUGAGUUAUUGUUGACCAAAAGAAUCAGAGAUGCCGUACAUGGGCACUUAAGUGUUUAAUUAACAUCUUCUGAACUUAUUAUUUAAUUAUCUAAUCUUUGAAUCUUUGGCUUAGAGGUUUCUCGCAUUUUGCAUCGUGCGUUGCUCUUCUCCAAGUUAGUUGGAGGAUGAACCUCCAGCAAUUCAAGUCAUAAUAACUUUUCCCACCUGCCUCGCUCUAACUACCACCACGAGGUCGUAAUAAGAACCGGACAUUUAACUUCGCGAACACGUUCACCGAAGGUAUUAGAAGGUUUGGAUGAGAUGGCCUGCCGUGGGAGCUUCUUACAGGCGCUGGUGCUGUGCUGCCUGCUGCUGGAGAGCUGCAUGGCGGUGAGGGCUCACGAGUCGCCCUCUCACCCUGCAGGGACAUACCCCAUCAGACAACCGACCACUCGUCCUGCAGGCGCGACAGUCUCAGCCAUGCCCGGCGUCGCUAUGAGGAACACCGCAGCCUUACCCGCUCCGGCCAUGCCGAGCGUUGCCCUACCAACACUUCCCCCGAGCUACGAGCUACGGGUGUCGGUGCACAGCGUGUUCGACAAGGAGACCUACGACGUGAGGGAGCGAGAGCGCGACGGACAGGCGCAUCACAGCCUCCACAGCGAGACCGCCAGCCUCGCGUGUAUCUUUGAUACCUUCACCAACGAGGGCUUCACACUCGAUGGUAUGAAGUGCGGGCGUCAGAAGGACCUGCCGCAGCGCUGCUUCUCCUCUGACCACAAGCGGCGCCCGUACGUUUCGGUCGCGGCGCUCAUGAGCUUCCUGAGCCGCCACAACGCUUCGGUUCAUCAGGAAAGCUUGGGUGCGGUUGAGGUAAGCGUUUGGAGCGCCGCUCACGCCAACAUGAGCGUCGAGGCGGCCUUCUCCAACAUCAGCCUCCCUGAUGACGCUCCUGGCGCCGAGUCUUGGCUCACGCCUCUCUACUUCUCUCUCGCCGGCGACGGUUCCGUGUUCCUCGCCGAGGCGGGCAACAUCGAGCUGCAGUACCGCGUGCUGGCCGCUCUGCCUCUGCAAGACUCUGUCGCCGACCUCACAAUUACACCACCUGGAGUUCUCUGCCCUAUUGAUGAGAGAAAAUAUCUACCUAAGUUGGCAAACCAAUUCACUCUUACCAUGGAGACCGUCAUUGAGAAUUUGGGAACAAUUGCGUACGAGCAUCAGAGCUACGACUCAGAAGAGAAGUUUGUGUCGUACACGUACCGACCUCACCUCCACGCACAAGAUAUGAUGUUUGUCCACAAUGUGCCCCGACGGGAGAACUUCACCGCUGACCGCACCUACAGAGUCGUGCACGACUUCAGGACCGGUGUGCAGUACAUUAUCGACGAGACGAGCAGCAACUGCAGCAUCGAGUACAUCCCUCUGACGGCCCUAGACGCCACCCUCGUCGACAACCAAACCAUCCGCCUGCGCCACGCAUCCGAGCUCAUCUCCCUCGACCCCAACUCUUUUAUUUACAAAGGAACGAGAAAGAUUCGAGGCAUCCUCUGUGAUGUGUGGAUCGCAGACCGCGGCACUCGCAAGGGUCAGUACUCGACAGUGGAGAUUUACUUCACGCACGACAGCUGGUCGGUCGAGUUUGAAGUGCUCAACAGCCGCCAGCGAGUGCCUGUUGGCCUGUCUUCGUACGUCGCAGACGUUCGCAAUAUGAAGGAAUGGAGCUCAGUGGUGCACACAUUCUUCUACGAGUACAGCGACAAUCACCCGUCGUGGGACGAGUUCGACGUCUCGCCAUGCCUGAAGCGAAUCAACAGCCUCUUCCUGCUUCUCACCCUGAACGUUCCCUACAGUGAACUAGCUUACUACAACCUCGAAAUUGUUAAGAACUCCAUCAGGAACGCCAUAGCAAGCAUCGCCGGCGUCUCGCCACUUAGAAUCACCGAUUUAUUUUUGAGUAGUCGUCCCGGCGCCGCGGAGCUUGACGUAGUCUUCGUGCUGCUGGAGAAGCCCAACGUGGUGGACGAAGCUCGCCGCGCGCGAGUGCUCAAGCUGCGGCCACAGCUCCUCAUGGCGGACGCUUACAAGCUCCUGCACGACGUCAACCUGAAGCACAACGUCUCCAUUAAGCUCGAUUUGUCGCCUCACAAGAAGCUUAUCGUAACGAUCAAGUGCGGAUCGCUGGAGACCACGUCUGGUGUACUUCACCCCUCGAAGCGCCACAAGUCACUGAGGUUCGUACAAGCGGGCUACACGGCUGGCAGCAUGGCGGGGCUCGGCUUCUCCAUGGCCAUACUAGGCACCUGCGUCGGUAUCUUCAUCGGCUUCUUGUUGUGGAAACAUUCUAGCGCAAUACCGUACCAGGUGACGGACUGACAUAGUGGCGCGCCCGCUGUCGUACAUCUGCUUCGCUGAAUUGACAGGAUACCACAAAAAAUUCAUCAUUAGACAGAUACAUGCAAUAAUACUCGUCCGUAACAUUAUUUAUUAUUGAUGAAUGGCAACUCUUCGUGGAUUUUAUAUAUCGAGAUAACUGAUGAGUUUAAAUACGAGGGAACGGUUUUAAAUCGUCUUCGGUGAGACAUUAAAGGAACUCGAUGUUGUAUUGAAUUCCGAUAAUUAUAACGUCUUGUCCAACUAAAUUUCUUGUAAUUGUUAUCUUAAAAAUUUAGUAUAGAAUUGUCAUAAGUGCCAAGUGAAAAUCAAAAAUGUACUCAAUAAUCAUAAUUUCAAAAUAUAUGCGUGUUAUCAUGGGUAAAUAUGUUUCUUGUUUUAAAGGUUUGGAACACCUCCCGUUACAUAUGCUUCUAUUUACCUAUAUUUAUUUUCGAUGUAUACAAUUCAAGUUUUCGCAUCCAUUCAAACAAGUUAAUGGCUCGUUUGCAUGCCUAAUCUCAAGCGAUUCACUUGAAUUAAAUCCUUGUCCAUUACGUGGAAAUUUGUAUUAAUGGUAGUUGGAGCAAUGAUGCACCAAAAUACAAGUCAAUCAAUGUUAAUAUACGACGAAAAUUUGCUUACUAAAAAUUCCUUUUAUUAAGACGUCGAAGCUUUUACAGAGGAAUGUUUCCGACACUGGAAUGCCCCGAAUGUUUCCGACACUGGAAGCAACCAUCCAUAAACGUCCAGUAACUUUAUAUACAUUUACUAAAUUAGAAUUUGACCAAUAAAAUAUUUUUUUUUAAGU